Messenger RNA from Aphanomyces invadans, 1820 nucleotides. RefSeq lists its product as hypothetical. The record is from RefSeq and is a predicted model, not a curated record. Lineage: Eukaryota; Oomycota; Saprolegniomycetes; Saprolegniales; Verrucalvaceae. The transcript has 5 exons. Bases 28 to 1350 code for a protein of 440 amino acids.
GCCACUUCGAUCUUGACGGAAUUGGCCAUGCCAGGGGAAGCGACCGGGCCCGCUGCGCACGUGCUAUCGCCGACGUCGUCGUGCAAUGGAUCGAUAGAUGACGACAUUGUGGAUGUGGGAGACGGUGUCGAGCUGGCCCCCGUGCACGACGAUGUCCGCGACGACAUCAUUUGUGACAUCUUCAAUCUGCCGAAAUCCACCAUCUUCUAUCAAGACUUUUCGUGCGCGCUGGUGUCCACGAUCGUCUACCACGGCCGCAUGUACCCCGCGGGCGAUCAAGUGUGCUUUUACUCCAACUUGUUUGGCAAGGAGACAAAGGUCUUGAUCCCGUAUGACUCGAUCGCCGACGUGAGCAAGACGAGCAGCAUGUUUUCUCACGGUCUUCGCAUUCAAACGACGGCGCAAAAGGAGUACUCGUUUUCAUCGUUCUGGGGCAACAACCGUGAUCACUGCGCCGCGAUCAUUGUGGCGUUGCGGCAAAAGUCUCUCGGCAAGUCUUCUUCUCCGUUCUUGUCGAUCGCUCCCCAACGCGCCCCACCGCCACCAACCCAAGGUGCCCCCCCGGUUUCCUUACCGUCGCCACCAUCCGGCCCCAUCUCUUCACCGUCCGACCGGCCCGUUCAAGCAUCGGAGGCAAAUGUGUCGACGGCGGCGACAAGUGCGCCGCCAGCACUGUUGCUGACUCCUGACGAGCAGCAGCAUCCGUUCACGGACGUCGCUCACGACACGUUUUCCGUCUCGAGCGACGAGUUUGUCAAGCUGUUUCUAUCCGACACGGCGAUUUAUGGCAUCGACGAAGCGAAUCGACGCCGAGGCGCGACGGACAUUGUUUGCAGUCCGUGGACAUCAGACCAAGAUGGACGCGGUAGGCGCAUUUGUUGUUCCCCUACCAAGCCAUCACCCAUCUUUAGUGCACUCGCGGACUGUCACUUUCACGCAGCCCGUCGAUGCCCCGAUCGGGCCCAAGAGCUCUCGUGUCGAUGUGAAGCAAUGCCGAUACCACGUCAACGACACGACCAUGCACAUGGACACCACCACCAAACUGGCCGACAUUCCGUACGGCGACUGCUUCAAAGUCGACGAUCGGUUCGUCCUAACGGCAUUGACGCCGUCAUCGUGCGAACUCGUCCUCCAGCUGCGCGUGGUGUUUGUCAAGUCGACGAUGUGGCGCAGCCUGAUCGAGUCGCGCGCCAAGACGGAGUGCAAACAAAAGAGCGUCGAGUGGAUUCGUUUGGCGAAAGCUGCCAUGUCCCCCGAGGGGCUUCCCCCAUGGCCGCCUGGCGCCGCGACCAACAGCGGCGGCGUGCGAGUGCAUUCCCCACGCAGCAAAAAGCCCAAAGGGGCAGGUAAGUCCCCUGUCGCCAAGGACGAGCCCGCGCGCAAGCUGUCCGUCGAGACAACGGGCGUGAUCGCCCUGGAACCGCUGAAACCAACGCGCCAGCGCCUUGGCGGCGGCCGACGACUGGCCUCGAUCGGUAGCUGUUGCGCUUGCAUGGCACGUGUGGACUGAAGUCGUGCCGUGCCUGACUUUUUGUAGUGAUUCCGUGGGCCGUCAUCGUGCUGCUGGGGGUGUACAUUCAAUACAUUCACACGGAGUUGGUCGCGAUGCACGCAGCACUGCGGCAUAUUCAGACGCAGGUCGACGUGUUGGCGGCAGCUUCCAUCCCCAGCCCAAGAUCGCAAUGUCCAGCGCAUUCGCCCCAAGAAUAAUGCCAUUUGGACAUUGCGUGUUGUUACGUUAGCUGGAAGGGCUUGAUGGGCUGCUGGGGGGUUGGCGACGAAAUGCUCUUCGCUUCAUGGCAGCGUGAAGUUGUCCAAUG